AUGGACUCCCUUCCCGUCGAGCUGGUCCAACUCGUCUAUCAAUACUGCGAUGGCCCGUCUGUAAGAGCCCUCCGUCUAGCGUCGGGCAGGUAUGCCGACGUAGGCUACGAAUACCUUAUCGAGCCGCACUUCAACGCCGUCGAGUGGCGAGACGACAUCUCGCGCCUGCGCUCCAUCGCCGGCCACGACCGUCUCCGCGGCAGCAUCCGGUCCCUCACCUUCAACUUCACCAAAGUCGACGAGUACACCGCCCGCCACACCUCCUUCUUCCAGCACUACUUUGAGGAGUCCGAAGAGCGCAAUGCGCUUCUCCAAGAUGCCUGGGUCCGGUACUACGAGCUGGAAGAGACCGCCCGCAAGCUCCCGCCCUUCCACUCCCGCUCCACCACCGUCGAGGAGGCCUUCAAGCGGCUGCCGAACCUCAAAGACCUCGAGAUCACCCUCACGAAAUGCCCCUAUGACAUCCCCCUCCUCCAGGAAGUCUUCCAGGCCGGCAUCGGCCGCAAGCCCGACCGCAACCAGGUCUGCAAAAACAUGAACGCCAUCGUCUCGGCGAUCCGCCACAUGCGCCUGUCCUCGCUCUCCAUCGACCAGCUCCCGCUCGAGAUCUUCCGCCUGGCCAACGACCGCCGCCACUGGUUCGACUGCGCGCGCUCCUUCUCCAGCCUGUCCCGCCUGAGCCUGGUCCUCGACACGCCCGCCAAUCUGCUGCCCUCGGCACGGCACCGCGCCAUCAACGGCCUCGGCGGCGUGCUGCACUACAGCGUCAACCUGACCCACCUCAGCCUCGCCUUCCACAACUACCACUCACCAAUGCAAAAAUUCCACCUCUCCUUCGCCGCACUCUUCCCCGGCGGCGGCUGCGGCGGCGCCCCCGAGUUCACCUACGCCAAGCUGACCGACCUCAAGCUCGAGGGCAUCAGCUGCAGCGAGGCCGACCUCAAGAGCUUCAUCCUCCGGCACGGCGCGACGCUGGAGCGGCUCCGGCUCGGCGGGCGCGGCCUGGCCAAGCCCGACGAGUGUAGCAUGGGCGGCGUGCACCUGCACGAGGGCUCCUUCCGCGGCCUCUUCUCCGGCCUGCGCGGCAAGAUGCCCCGCCUCGGCCGCUUCCACAUGGAGGGCGACGCCGCUGCGGGUGACUACAUGGCUAGCUCGCGUGAGGUGUAUUUGUUCAGCCCCGUGACGGAUGAUGAGUGGGAGCCUAUCGUGUUGGGGGGGGAAGGAGGAGCAGCGCGCGGAACGCCGGGAGGGGCUGGCGGCAUGGAGAGACAGUCUCGCAAUGGAGGUCACCCCCGGCGGUCUCAGACUGCCAUCAUCUCCGGCGUGGUACGGGCGGCGCACCACGUUACCCCUCUUGUCUCCGAGGUUACCUCACACUGA
Chaetomium globosum CBS 148.51 is the source of this 1380-nucleotide messenger RNA. RefSeq lists its product as uncharacterized. Lineage: Eukaryota; Fungi; Ascomycota; Sordariomycetes; Sordariales; Chaetomiaceae. The transcript has 2 exons. The record is from RefSeq and is a predicted model, not a curated record. The coding region runs from base 1 to 1380 and encodes 459 amino acids.